Messenger RNA from Aspergillus luchuensis, 1539 nucleotides. RefSeq names its product YdiU domain protein. Bases 1 to 1539 code for a protein of 512 amino acids. Lineage: Eukaryota; Fungi; Ascomycota; Eurotiomycetes; Eurotiales; Aspergillaceae. The record is from RefSeq and is a predicted model, not a curated record. The transcript has 4 exons.
AUGUUUCCGGACAGUAAAUAUCUUUGUUCCUUGAAAUUGACAAAUCGCAGCGGCUCGUGGGCUGGGCAACUCGGCGACGGACGUGCAAUCGGCCUUUUCGAAACUACAAACCCGAAAACCCGUACUCGCUAUGAGUUACAACUAAAAGGUGCGGGGCGGACUCCUUAUUCCCGCUUCGCCGAUGGAAAGGCUGUGCUUCGCUCUAGCAUCAGGGAAUACAUAGUAUCAGAAGCCCUUUCUGCACUUGGUGUUCCAACCACUCGAGCUUUGUCUAUAACCCUAUUGCCUCAGUCAAAGGUGUUGCGCGAACGUUUGGAGCCCGGAGCUAUAGUUGCUCGAUUUGCUGAAUCGUGGCUAAGGAUCGGAACAUUUGACCUCCUACGGGCACGAGGAGACCGUGAGCUGAUUAGACAAUUGGCGACGUAUGUCGCAGAGGAUGUGUUCCAGGGCUGGGAGGCUUUGCCCGCUAUGCUGCCGUUGGACCAGAGUCAGUCAUCCGAUACUGUAGACAACCCUCCCAGACAUGUAUCUUGGGACCAAGUUGAAGGGCCGCCAGGCUCGGAAGAGAAUCGGUUUGCAAGGUUGUACCGUGAAAUUGCACGACGAAAUGCUAAAACCGUUGCUGCUUGGCAAGCAUAUGGAUUUAUGAACGGGGUGUUGAACACUGACAAUACUUCAAUCUAUGGCCUUUCAUUAGAUUAUGGCCCAUUCGCGUUCAUGGACAACUUCGAUCCUCAGUACACGCCUAACCAUGAUGACCAUCUCCUGAGAUAUUGUUACAAGAACCAACCCAGCAUCAUCUGGUGGAAUCUGGUUAGGCUCGGCGAGUCACUCGGAGAACUCAUUGGUGCAGGUGAAGACGUUGACAAGGAAGAUUUUGUGAGGGAUGGUGUGACAGAGGAAGCCGCGCCUGCCAUCAUUAAACGUGCGGAGGAGAUCAUUGACCGAACAGGCAAGGAGUUCAGGAUGGUGUUCCUGAACGAAUAUAAACGCAUCAUGAGCAACAGGCUAGGCUUGCGCAGCCAAAAGGAAACUGACUUCCAAGUACUGUUUUCGGAACUGCUCGAUACAUUGGAGGCUUUGGAGUUAGACUUCAAUCACUUUUUCCGAAGACUGUCAAACAUAUCGCUGUCGGACAUAGAGACGAAAGAGACGAGAGAGAGGACAGCAUCUAUCUUCUUUCAUAACGAAGGGUUUGGUGGCAUCGGAUACACCGAGGAUUCCGCGAGGCAACGAGUCGGAGAUUGGCUUGACAAGUGGAGACAACGAAUCAUAGAGGACUGGGGCGUUGAUCAAGACUUGGAAAGACAAAGGAUCAUGAAGAGUACAAACCCAAAGUUCCUGCCUCGCGGCUGGAUCCUCGAUGAAGUUAUUGAACGUGUUGAACGCCGUGGAGAUCGAGAGGUACUCGGAAGGGUAAUGCAUAUGGCACUCAAUCCCUUCAAUGAAGAAUGGGGACAGAAUCAUGAUGAAGAGGAGCGCUUUUGUGGGGAUGUCCCUCGCUUCAAGAGAGCCAUGAUGUGCAGCUGCAGUUCUUGA